UGCGUCACGUGUACAGUCACGUGUCCUCUUUCCCGGUCGUCAGCCAUUUUCGCAUAAGUUCGGCGUAAGGUCGGGCUUAAAGCACCCGGUUCCGACUGCCCUUGUGUCCUUCUCCGGACUUGGUCUGCUCUGCAUUGGACUCCUACAACGCUUCAAGAUGAACAAUUUUAGUCAACUGUUGGAAACUGCGAAGAGGAGUCCUUUCGCGCGGCCAUUUUCGGCGCGAUGCGACUCGUCCAUGGACUCGACGCCGGCGGCGGCGACCACUGUGGUCCCAAGGACCUUCAGCGCUUGCGCCGCGGACGAGCCCGUGGAGUUCGGCUCCCUGAAGUACUACGCCCUCUGCGGUUUCGGAGGAAUCCUCAGCUGCGGCAUCACCCAUACCGCUAUUGUCCCCCUGGAUCUUGUGAAAUGCAGAAUCCAGACCAAUCCAGGGAAAUACAAGGGCAUAUUUCAAGGUUUCAGCGUAACAAUCAAAGAGGAAGGCGCAAGAGGUCUCGGCCGAGGCUGGGCACCGACUGCCAUAGGCUAUUCUUUGCAAGGUCUUGGCAAGUUUGGCUUCUACGAGGUGUUCAAGAUCUUGUACAGCAACCUUCUCGGAGAGGAACUGUCCUACCUGUGGCGAACGUCCCUCUACCUUGCGGCCAGUGCAUCGGCGGAGUUUUUCGCUGACAUUGCCCUGUGCCCGAUGGAGGCAUGUAAAGUGCGCAUCCAGACCCAGCCUGGCUGCCCUCCCUACCUCAGCAAGGUGGCGCCCAUGAUCCUUAAGGAGGAAGGGCUCAACGGGUUCUACAAGGGCAUAAGCCCUCUGUGGAUGCGACAGAUCCCGUACACGAUGAUGAAGUUUGCCUGCUUCGAGCGCACUGUCGAGCUCCUCUACAAGCACGUGGUGCCCAAGCCUCGGGACCAGUGCUCCAAGCCGGAACAACUGGUGGUCACCUUCGUCGCUGGAUAUAUUGCCGGUGUGUUCUGUGCCGUGGUGUCCCAUCCUGCCGACACUGUUGUGUCCAAGUUGAACCAGGAGAAGGGAAGCACUGCCAUUGAGGCCGCUAAGAAACUCGGCAUGGCAGGUCUCUGGAAGGGCCUGACGCCGCGUAUCAUCAUGAUUGGUACGCUCACGGCUCUGCAAUGGUUCAUCUAUGAUGGCGUGAAGGUGUGGCUGCGCCUGCCACGACCCCCGCCCCCAGAGAUGCCCCAGUCCCUGAAGGACAAGCUGGCCAAGGCCCAGCAGUGAUCCUGAGCUGUCCUAGGCCAGUGGGGCUGCCCAGUAGCCAUUGUUACUAUUUCCAGCUGCUGCUGCUUGUAGUUUGUUGGCUGCCCUUGUACAGAUCACGUGUGUCCAGUGAAAAGAACUCUGGAUGGCUCCCACUA
Messenger RNA from Rhipicephalus sanguineus (brown dog tick), 1371 nucleotides. It is a transcript of the gene Mpcp2, whose product is annotated as phosphate carrier protein, mitochondrial. The coding region runs from base 158 to 1234 and encodes 358 amino acids. NCBI's taxonomy places the organism in Eukaryota, Metazoa, Arthropoda, Arachnida, Ixodida, Ixodidae. Gene Ontology annotation, cellular component: mitochondrial inner membrane. Gene Ontology annotation, molecular function: phosphate transmembrane transporter activity. The record is from RefSeq and is a predicted model, not a curated record. Gene Ontology annotation, biological process: mitochondrial phosphate ion transmembrane transport. The transcript is spliced from 7 exons.